This is a messenger RNA of Colletotrichum truncatum, 777 nucleotides long. Its product is annotated as electron transfer flavoprotein domain-containing protein. Gene Ontology annotation, molecular function: electron transfer activity. Gene Ontology annotation, cellular component: mitochondrion. Gene Ontology annotation, biological process: fatty acid beta-oxidation using acyl-CoA dehydrogenase; amino acid catabolic process. NCBI's taxonomy places the organism in Eukaryota, Fungi, Ascomycota, Sordariomycetes, Glomerellales, Glomerellaceae. The record is from RefSeq and is a predicted model, not a curated record.
AUGUCCGCACUCAGAAUUCUCGUGCCCGUCAAGAGGGUCAUUGACUAUGCUGUCAAGCCCCGAGUCAACAAGGCCCAGACGGGCGUCGAAACUGCCGGCGUCAAGCACUCAAUGAAUCCCUUCGACGAGCUCUCGGUCGAAGAGUCGGUCCGAAUCCGCGAGAAGAAGCGCGCCCCCGGCGGCGUCGAGGACAUCACCGUCAUCUCCGCAGGCCCCCCCAAGGCCGUUGACGUGCUCCGAACGGCCAUGGCUAUGGGAGCCGACCGCGCGAUUCAUGUUGAGACCAAGGAAGGUGACGACCUCGAGCCGCUGUCGGUUGCGAAGCUGUUGCGCAAGGCGGCCGAGGAGCACAAGUCCAACCUUGUUAUUCUGGGCAAGCAGAGCAUUGACGACGAUGCGAACCAGACAGGCCAGAUGCUGGCUGGCCUUCUGGGCUGGUCACAGGCGACGCAGGCCAGCGAGGUCAAGUUUGAGGACGCAGACACCGUCAGCGUCACCCGCGAAGUGGACGGCGGUGUUGAGACUGUCAAGGCGAAGCUGCCGCUUGUCAUCACCACCGAUUUGAGAUUGAACGAGCCCAGAUACGCAAGCUUGCCGAAUAUUAUGAAGGCUAAGAAGAAGCCUCUUGAGAAGAAGAAGCUGGCAGACUACGGUAUCGGUGUUGAGAAGAGGUUGAAGGUUUUGAAGGUUACUGAGCCUCCCCAGCGACAGGGUGGUGGCAAGGUUGAGGAUGUCGACGGGCUCGUUGCAAAGCUCAAGGAGCUUGGCGCCCUGUAA